This is a messenger RNA of Didymodactylos carnosus, 3645 nucleotides long. NCBI's taxonomy places the organism in Eukaryota, Metazoa, Rotifera, Eurotatoria, Philodinida, Philodinidae. The record is from the annotation of a GenBank genome assembly.
AUGUCUACGCAUCAUUCUAUGGUAUCAAAAGCAGUUGAUAUUGUUGCUAAAUCUGUCAUGGAUUUGGAUAGUAAUGCAUUAACACGCCUUACAAAAGCAUUGAACGAGGAAGCAACAAUUAUUUUAAAGGAACUUGAGAACAAUGGGCAAAAUGUCAAUUCUGAAAUACUUGCUGCACGAUUAGAUGGAAUGCUUAUGCGAAUCAAAUAUGAAAUUUUAAAUCAGGUUCAUAACAGUCCAAAUGAAUUUCCGAUAUUUAAUGUAUCACAUAAUCCAUCUGCACCUUAUCCAAACCCGAUUAAUCACCUAUACGAUAAACGUUACAAAGACGCUUAUUCGACAUUCAUUAACCAAUCUCAAACGCUAGAAAAUGACGUCCCUCCUACUUCUUCAGGUAUUCUGCCGCCGUCACCGAAAAUAGUCAACUCAGCAAAUGCUAAUACCCCAUUUAACCCGAAUCUAUCAUUGCCCCAUCAACAUCAACAACCAAUGCCUGUCUACAACUACAACGACAACAGACCGAAUAAUAUAUUCAUGCAAAAUCACUAUCCAUCACACCAACAGAAGCCUCAGUAUUUAUUGGGAACUAUGCCACACAGUCAUGAAAACAUCAACAUUGGAUUUAAUAAUUUGAGACAAAGCUCAACUGUAGACGAUAUAGACUAUAGACAGUUUCACCAUCAUAAACAUCGUAUUCCUUCAAACAUUAACGAUCGAAGUUUCGAGCUACCAUACAAUCAUCACCGAAAGGAUCGAAAAGAAAAAAUUAAAGUUUAUAGUGAUGAUGAUCCCAAUACAAUUUUAAAAAUACGUGAUGGUCAAGAUUAUUCACGUAAAGUUUAUGUAUCACCUGAAGCAAACAUUGGUGCGAAUACUGUGUUUGAUCUAAUGGCUGCCGUGGAUUCGAGACGAAAAACCGAUACACCAUCGAAUGCGGAUCGUGUCAUAAUCAUUGAUCGAAAUAAACCUAAAGAUAAAAUGAGAUUAUUUGGAAUUCAACGAGAAUCACCAAAAACACCGAAGUUCUAUCCAAAUAAUUUAUCACUUCCAGCAACAAUGCAUAAAGUAGGAAGGAAUUUUCAAAUACCGUCCGGAUUCUAUUAUCCAGUGUUGCAUAAGCAAUUAUUUUUGAAAAUCCAUCGUAACAAAUAUUUUGAAGUAACACCAAAAGAAGUUCAAUUUGAUGGAUUUGAGAUUAAUGAAACUCAUUCAAAAGAAAUUCGAAUUAUUAAUAGAUCUGCUGAAGUUAUGCGCGUGGACAUAAUACCACCGCUAACAAAAUACUUCAGUAUUAACUAUAAAAAACCGUUAAGAUUAGUACCCGGAUUUUCAAUUGAUGUUACCGUUCAUUUUAAACCGGAUAGUUGGCGAUAUUUCAAUGAUGCCAUUCGAAUUCAUACUCCAGAUAAAACUAACUUACUUGUUCCAUUACAUGGUUACCCAAUUGUUUUUUUAACCGGCCUACCAGAAUAUUACCAAUUUCCAAAUACGGCUGUCGGAAAUGUCGUGACAAAGACCUUCUCAUUCCAAAGUGCCGCACCUGUUGAAUUUGAAUAUCAAAUAGACAUUUUAAGUCAAGAUCCAGCACUAUCAAUCGAGCCAAUGGAAGGUAUCAUCGAUAGUUCAAAUGUGACAAGUAUAACAGUAACUUAUGCACCAACUUCUUUCUGUACAUCGCGUUUAUGUGUUCAAAUUAAUGUUUCGCAAUUUCAUUCUCAACCAUUUCUCUGCACCUUUAUGGGAAAAUGUUUGCCCGGCUUGACAAGAGAACAAGUGAAGAAAACAUUGAAUAUAUCUGGUCAAUUUUCAACAGACAACAUCAAUCUUGUUUCGUCUAAAAAACAGUCGAGUAUAAAUCAAAAAUCAAAGACGACACGAGGUUUCCAAUCAUCAGCUAUUGUUCAUGAGUCAAUUAAAACAGAGAUAGAACGAGACGGUCUAAGAAUUCCAUCGCAACUAAACUCUACAUGGGCCGUUUCGAAAGUAUUACUACAAAAAAAAGGCAAAAUCGCAUUGAAGGAUUUGAGAAGAUUAAACGACCUAAUGGAUAAUCAGACGACGGGAAUGACAAGACAAAAAAAGGAAACAAUAUUUUUACAAGACGUAAACAGAAUUGAAGAAGAAGAACAACGAAAUAAGAUCCGAUGGCAAAAAAAAUUGGGUUUUGAUCCAAUAUCGAUAGAUGAUCGAAAUGAUAUUCUAAACAGUAGAAAUAUAUCAUGGGCAGAAUACAAAAUUCGCAUUGGUAAUCCAAUACCAGAAGAUGAAUAUAAUCGAGAUGAAACUAAAUAUUCUCAACAACGAACAAUUCGCCCAUUGGGAAUGAAUGUCCGUACCGAUGCUGAGUUUGAUAUUCAUCAAAAUAAUUUAUGGCUUAAUCGAUUAAAUGUACUUGACCAUUUUGCACAAGCAGCCAGAAAAGUUAUUCUACAACGACGUUUAUUAAAACGUUUAAAAUCAAUUCAAGCAUUAAUUGAAUCAUGGAGAGAACAAAAAUCAAAAUCAAAAGAUUAUCAUACAGUAGAUGUACAUGAUUAUUCAAUUGAUUAUCUGAAAUUAUUACGAGGUGAAACACUUGAAAGUGAUCCGAUUAUAUUAUCGGUUCAAACAAGUCCUAUGGGUACAUUUCAUUUACCACGAACAGACGAAGAUGAACCAGAUAAGACAAAUAGUAUAGACACAAUUGGACAGGUGAAUGCUCCAGUUCUGUCAUUUAAAAAUCGUUAUGUUCUACUAAGUAUGCCAUUGACUGUUCCAAAACAAUAUAUUCUCAAUGGUUAUAAAUCUUAUGAUCCCUCAUUGUACAGACAAGAUUAUGUUACGUUUAAAUUAGCGAGAUCCUUACGUACGGGUGCAGAAGAUGAAUUAAUUAAAUUGGAUGAUUCAGAAACAGUUAAAAUUGAUAAAAAUGAGCAAAAAACUGAAAAGUUAUACGAUGGUACAAAAACAACUAUAGCUGAUCCAAAACUAUCAAAAGCCUUAAUUAAAUCACCUAUCUAUCAUCCGUUGACUGUUUUUAAUCCUGCGCCUGGUGUCAUGGCCUAUGAAACACCAUUGCCCUAUUCGGGUAUUGAUGUAGAUAGUUCUGUAUGUCCAUUACCAUUAUUAGAACGUCCUGGUUAUUCUACCACAAGUCGAUAUUUAGAUAGAGAAGACGUUAUUCAAGGUGUUAUGCAAUGGAAAAAAUUCAAUAGUACAGGUUUAUCAGCAUUAUCACAAGCACCAACAAUGUCAAAUGUAUGGGUACCACGAUGGAAUGAUCCAUUUCUUCAUGAUAUAUUACCGACAAAUGUUCCACCACUUUUACGUGAAAUGCCAAUUGAAGAUAGAGCCCAGGUUCUUGAAGAUGAGAUAAAUGAAUCAAAAAUUAUUUUAACACCAGAGAUGCUACGAGCAGAAUUUAUUGAAAGUCAUUUGGAAGGCAGUGGAAAAGCGAACGAUAUUUUUCCUUAUGGUGAUAAACUUCCAGAGACCAAUGUUCCAUUAUCAGCGCAUGGUCUCGAGUCUCGAGCACAACGUGAACAAGAAUUAGGUUAUUUUCAACGGAAAAAAUUUGGUGAAUUAACCGAAAAAGUGAAUCGUCGUUUAGAAAAAUAUCAUUCGAUAGCACGUGACGAUACAAAUAUACCGGUUGUGGAAUCAUAA